Messenger RNA from Colletes gigas, 1755 nucleotides. Its product is annotated as receptor expression-enhancing protein 5-like. Bases 206 to 667 code for a protein of 153 amino acids. The transcript is spliced from 4 exons. The record is from RefSeq and is a predicted model, not a curated record. NCBI's taxonomy places the organism in Eukaryota, Metazoa, Arthropoda, Insecta, Hymenoptera, Colletidae.
CAGAACUCAGAAUGAUAUUAAAUAAUGAGUGUCAAUUGGCAAAAAUUUGCCAAAAAAUUUAUAACAAAGGAUUCUACAUUUUGGAGGAACAUUCUGUUUUCAGCUGAAAGUAAAUUUAAUAUAUUUAAAUCGGAUGGUAGAAUAUUAGUUUGAAGAAAGCCAAAUACUGAACUGGAGUGUAAAAUAUGGAGGUGGUCGAGUUGUGAUGUGGAGUUCUAUGGCAGCGUCUGGAGUUGACGAAUUAAUUUUUAUAGGCUCUGUUGUUGUUUUGGCACUUUAUCUGGUAUUUGGCAUUGGACAACAACUACUAUGUAAUAUCUUUGGAUUUAUAUAUCCUGCUUAUUCUUCAAUGAAAGCUUUAGAAAGUCCAAAAAAAGAAGAUGACACAAAGUGGUUAACGUAUUGGGUUGUUUUUGCUGUAUUUACCAUUGUUGAAUAUUUCUCAGAUUUUAUUUUAUGCUGGUUUCCAGUUUACUGGCUUUGCAAGUGCCUCUUUUAUAUAUGGCUAAUGGCCCCUGUAGAAAAUAAUGGUGCCAUGGUUUUAUACCAUUGUGCUAUCAGACCAAACUUUCUACGAUACCACGAUAAAGUGGAUGCAUUUAUAUCAAAUGCACAAAAUAAUGUAAUUAAAGCUGCAUCAAACGUCCUGUUAACCAAGAAGGAUUAAUUAAUACAAUACUCGAUCUUAAUAAUGCAGAUGUUUUGUAAAAUGCCUUUAAAAAGUUUAGCUAUUUCUCUUCACUUAUUCCUAAUUAUAUAUUUAUAUGUAUGUAUAUGCUGGUACAUGUACAUUUUUUAUUAGGAAUGGAUGAGCAGAAACAGUUGAUACAUAUAUUUUUGGCUGUUUAACAAACUUGCAAAGUUAUAAAAAUGGGGAAGAUACACUUUACGGAUGUUUCUUGUGACGCCAAUCACAUCAUGCAUUGAUAAUUGUAAUAAGAACAAUGUCAGUGUUAUUUUUUUAAAAUACAUUUAUUUCUUUAAAACUAAAUAAAAUAAAAGUGAUGAAAAUUAGCGCCUCAGUCCAAGUUUGCUGGCGACAGGACUUAGUAAGGCUUACGCAGUCAGCUGUACUCUAAAUAUAAUUCAGUGAAUUCUUACACAUAAAUAUAAAGACUAAUUAAUAUUCAUAGUAUAUGAAUAAUGUCACUUAUUAUCUAAUGUCGCUUAUUAAAGUUUUUAUCACAAUAAUUUAAAUUACUGAAGACUGUCAGAGACCUUCUACAAAUUAGUUCAGACUAUAUUUUCAUAUCAAGCUGAAUGGCAGAUUUAUUAACGUGUUUGCUUCCUUUUUGAUCACUGUGUAUUUUUCAUAUACAGGGUGCCCACGCUAAAGUGUGACAGUCGCGAUAAUUCAAUAACUAUUGAUCAUACGAAAAAAUUGUAUUGUCCAUCACGGUCCAAAUUUUCCGCAUCGAGGAUGGAGCCGUUAAUAAUUUGGAUGGUUCCAUGUUUGGCUUUCCAUGUUUCUUACUUUUCGGGCCUGCCGUUCCGACCGUAGACCCUUGCUAUCGGUUUCAACAGGCGGAGUCAAACAGCGCAACAAUAGGACCGCUUUUAUGACUGCCACUCAAACCGAGACGUCUCCGCUGAAAAUCAGUAAAUUUCUAAACGUUAUAUCUUGAAAACUAAUAAAAAUCGGGUGAAUAAAUUGCAGCUUAAUGAAUUUGUCUUGUAAAGCACUAUCGCGCGAUUAAAAAAAAAAUAUAUAUUGUUCCAUUUAAAAAACAAAACUUCACCAUCAUAUUUUUAAAU